AUGGUCAAGGCUGUCGCUGUCGUCCGUGGUGACUCCAAGGUCACUGGCACCCUCGUUUUCGAGCAGGAGCAAGAGUCCGCCCCUACCACCAUCACCUGGGACAUUAGCGGCCACGAUGCCAACGCUAAGCGUGGUGUGCACAUCCACACUUUCGGUGACAACACCAACGGCUGCACCUCGGCCGGCCCCCACUUCAACCCUCACGGCAAGACCCACGGUGCCCCGACUGAUGAGACCCGCCACGUCGGUGACCUCGGCAACAUCGAGACUGAUGCCCAGGGCAACUCCAAGGGCUCCGUGAGCGACAAAUUCAUCAAGCUGAUCGGCCCCGAGAGUGUUAUUGGCCGUACCGUCGUUGUCCACGCCGGCACUGACGACCUCGGCAAGGGCGGCAACGAGGAGUCGCUCAAGACCGGCAACGCUGGCCCCCGUCCCGCCUGCGGUGUCAUCGGUAUCUCGCAGUAA
Molecule: messenger RNA, 465 nt
Organism: Dichotomopilus funicola
Lineage: Eukaryota; Fungi; Ascomycota; Sordariomycetes; Sordariales; Chaetomiaceae
Product: superoxide dismutase
Exons: 5
Coding region: 1-465 (154 amino acids)
Biological process (GO): superoxide metabolic process
Molecular function (GO): copper ion binding
Source: RefSeq, a predicted model, not a curated record